CACCAUCCAACACCAAAUCACCACUAAUCGCCCAGUAAAUUUCGAAUUCUCGAGCGCGCGCCCCGCCAAACACGCACCCCCGACUGACGAACGUGGCCUUAUUUACGAACAGCGAACCGACGUCUGCAUCCUAGACUCCCGUGUCCACUUAUUGCUCACCGUCAACGGCAGAGGCCAUUUUACACAAACGCACGCACACGCGUACACUAUCUCACUCACUCUCACUCACUCUCGCUCUCGCGCGUCCGAGUCCCAACAUCGCACGCUACGCCUAGAAUCGCAUCGCGCGCCAUGCCGGCGACAAAUGUCCCUAGCCAGUGAGCCUACUGUUAUGGGGAAUUUUACGCGUCCAUCACAAGCUCGUCCUGGGGCCUUUUCAGUUGUCGGCCAACAAGUUUGAGAUUUUGAAUGGGCUGUUUGAUCGAAUGAUCGCCGUCGCUUGGCGCCUUCACCACCCGCUGGGACAGCCCUAAUCUCUCCGGCCCUAUCGUACUGUAGUAAAUCAUCUUAACUUUGGAGAGAGCGAUUGCUCGGGCGCGCGAUUAUGGCUUCCGUCGACCUUUCCGAAGCCGGAGCAGCGGCUUUUGAGAAGAAGCGGUCAAAAGCGAAGAGCAUCAACGGGGCCAAUACCGAGGACGUUCAAAGCAAAAAAGAGAAACAGGAUAUUAUUACGCACAAUUUCGAAAGUGAUGUGAUUAAAGGUGAACCGAUAAUCGAGCUGAUGCGGGUAUGUCGAGAUUUUCGUAAGACGGACGCGGAAUUAAUAGCCAAGCAGCAAGAUUACAAGUCUCAAAAGGAGGAAAUCAAUCAAGACUGGCAGAAUCUACGUGAAAAUGAGAUACUAUUGCGGGGAUCUUUUAUCAGAUACGAUGAAUUUAUCAAGGAGAAUUACGAAAAGCGCGAAAGGGCUGAACGCAUGAUUAAGGACCAAAAGGAGCUGCAAAAAAUUAGGAAUACCGAGAUUGUAGAGCUGGAGAAUACUUUAGAGAGCUUAGAAACCAUACGUUACAAAAUGCAGAAUUACGUGGAAAAAUAUAAAUCUUUCCAACAAUAUAUGGAGACUGUGCUAAAGACAAGCGAAUUUACUUCAAUCGCUGAAAUAUUUAACCGUUAUGAAACACUUAUUGAUAUUAGAGAAACAAUUGAAAAAAAUCAAAGCAGAAAAUUACAUGCGUUGGGAAGCAGCCACAUUCAAUUGCAACAAUUAAUGCAGGAGAAGUCACAAAGUAUGAUGAACCUCAAUAGCCAGUUGGCUAUUCUUCAAAUUAGACAUAGACGUGCCCGGGCAAAUGCGUUACACUGGGAGAUGCUGCUGACACGCAUCAAGCAGUUAAUAAAGCGCAAAGAACUCGAAGAGGCGCAGAUACGCGCUUGUAUUUGGAAUCUCUACCGACAAGUCUGCAAACGUAAGGGUAUACCCGCGGAUGCAACGCAGAAUGACCUCGAGCAGCAAAUGCUCAUCAUUAAGCGCACGAUAAUCGAGCUGAGGAAGAUUUUGUACGAGACGAAGCGUAGGGUCGAUCGCGACAAGAAGGUCGUGGUGAAAUGGAGGUGUAUGGCGGAGAACUCGUGAAUGGUCGAGUGCGAGGGGACCAAGGGCAUCGCCAAGAACAGCAUCUGCGUGCAGCAUCAAGAAUAAGUGACCUGCCCCGACGAUGUUGGCUCCGCGUCC
This is a messenger RNA of Ceratosolen solmsi marchali, 1672 nucleotides long. Its product is annotated as coiled-coil domain-containing protein 42A. The record is from RefSeq and is a predicted model, not a curated record. Lineage: Eukaryota; Metazoa; Arthropoda; Insecta; Hymenoptera; Agaonidae. The coding region runs from base 545 to 1573 and encodes 342 amino acids. The transcript is spliced from 5 exons.